Messenger RNA from Geodia barretti, 777 nucleotides. Lineage: Eukaryota; Metazoa; Porifera; Demospongiae; Tetractinellida; Geodiidae. The record is from the annotation of a GenBank genome assembly.
AUGGGCGUUCGCCCAGAGAUUUUCACCGACUUGGAGGAGAUGGUUCGCACUGUGCCUGACCUCAGAGCCGUAGACGUGGUCACAGAUCCGUCGGUACACCACAAUGUCGUGUGUCAAGCACUAGAUCUGGGACUCCAUGUGAUGGUGGAAAAACCGAUGGCAAUCACGGUAAAGGCGUGCCGGCAGAUGAUCGAAGCCGCAGAGCGAAAUAACCGUCAUCUGUCGGUGGCGGAGAACUUCCGACGAGAUCCCUCUGCUCGUCUAGUCCGUUAUCUGUUGGAGACAGGCGCGAUAGGGACGCCUUAUAUGGCGUUGUUCCAUGCGCUCAGUCCGGGGAACGGAAUCUUCAUCACACCUUGGCGCCAUCUCAAGGAACGCGGUGGAGCACUCCUCGACAUGGCGGUUCACUUCACUCACAUGAUCCGGUAUCAACUUGGCGAUAUAGCGGAAGUUUACGGGGACGUGCGGUUGGUCGAACCGGUGAGAAGAAAGCCCGACAGCAUCGGCGACACCUAUACCUUCUACCAGAACAGGUUUCGGGCGAUGGACGCGGAAGUUCCGGCGACAGCAGAGGACACAUCGGUGGCGAUGUUCAAAAUGGAGAACGGGACAACUGUCAACUGGUUGGUCGGCCUUGGGGGGCACGGGGGUUGCGGCGGCGAAAUCAUCUUUGGCGAUAAGGGGAGCAUCAACAGCUUUGGGACGCGCGGCGGCAAGAUCAGCACGCAGCGGAGGGGGCAGGAGGGAAUCAACCAAGAGGAAUCCUUGCAUCCCUAG